Equus caballus (horse) is the source of this 1606-nucleotide messenger RNA. NCBI's taxonomy places the organism in Eukaryota, Metazoa, Chordata, Mammalia, Perissodactyla, Equidae. The record is from RefSeq and is a predicted model, not a curated record.
AUGGCUGCACAGCCACGUGAAUGUGCUUCAUGCCGCUGAGCUGUGCAAAUGUGAAAAUGGUGAGGACGGUGAAUUUUAUGUGAUGUGCAUUUCUCCGUAAAAGAAAAAUGAGGCAAAGAAGACACAUUAAAACCACAAAAAACCCACAUGUGUGACAGGGGUGAGGGUGACGGGGUGCCGGAUGACGAGGGGAAUUUUGUUCGUCUCAGGUGUGAUAACGAGGAUGCAGUUUUGCCUUCAGAAUCCACGUCUUUCUGAGAUGCUCACGGUGAAGUACACGGGGCGGGGCAGGUGUGAAUGCGGCCUCCCCCACAGGAAGGGGUAAGUGAGAGGCCCGGGGGCCGGAGCCUGCACCCCGCUGACUCCCCACACCAUGGAGGCACCCUCGUCCCUGCUGCCGCUGCUGCUGCUGGUCCUGGGGGCCCUGAGGGCAGGCAACACCUUUGAGACCCGCAUCAUUGGGGGGCGCGAGGCGGUGCCCCACUCCCGCCCGUACAUGGUCUCGCUGCAGAAGGCCGGUGCCCACCUGUGCGGGGGGGUCCUCGUGCACCCACAGUGGGUGCUGACAGCUCUCUGCCUGUUGCCCCUCGGCGGCACUAUCAGGAAGGCUCUCUCACGCACAACAUAUGCACCGGGCGAGGCUGGAGCCUGCGAGGAGGGGAGCCCUAGGCUGGGGGGUCGGCAUUUUUGGACACACACAGCCCCCUCCUCUGGCCGGGGCUGGGCUGGAGUCUGGGGCAGAGGCGGGAGCAGGGAGGGCUUCCCAGAGGAAGCGGACAGAGAAGGAGCAGGGAAGGGAGGGGAGGCGGGGGGAGGGCGCGGGACCGCGAGUGUCCCCGGGCGGGGGAGGGAAGGGCCCUCGGGCUGCGGGGCGGCCGCCCGCGCCCCACUUGCCGCCACCCGCAGGGAGUCGCAGCUGAGGCUGAGGCUGGUGCUGGGGCUCCACGACCUCGGGCGCCCCGGCCUCCCCGUGCGCAUCAGGGCGGCCGUCCCGCACCCCGAGUACAAGCCGCUCCCGCACCUGGAGAACGACCUCGCGCUGCUCAAGCUGGACGGGAAGGUGAAGACCAGCAGGACCAUCCGGCCCCUGGCCUUGCCCGCAGGGCGCCAGGCAGUGGCGGCGGGAGCUCGGUGCAGCUUGGCCGGCUGGGGGCUCACCCACCAGAACGGGCCCCUGGCCAGGGCGCUGCAGGAGCUGGACCUGCGCGUGCUGGACGCCCGGAUGUGCAACAACAGCCGCUUCUGGGACGGCGCCAUCACCCCCCGCAUGCUCUGCCUGGAGGCCCCGUCCAAGGGCCAGGGCCCCUGCAAGGGCGACUCGGGCGGGCCCCUGGUGUGCAGCAGGGGCAAGGUGGCUGGAAUCCUAUCCUUCAGCUCCAAGGCCUGCACCGACAUCUUCAAACCUCCCGUGGCCACCGCCGUGGCCCCCUACGUGUCCUGGAUCCGGAAGGUCAUCAGACACUGACCGUCUCCGCCUGGGCCUGAGCUCCAGGGGUUACCCCGAGUCCCCGGCUUGGAGGGACCCUUCCCCUGCAGGUCCCGUGGAGGGCAGAGAGGGGACCGCCCCGUCUCAGAGGACCAAUAAAUCCUAGUGAGGCAAACUGGA